This is a messenger RNA of Haemonchus placei, 474 nucleotides long. The record is from the annotation of a GenBank genome assembly. NCBI's taxonomy places the organism in Eukaryota, Metazoa, Nematoda, Chromadorea, Rhabditida, Trichostrongylidae.
AUGAGUGUGCCGCCGACUGAUGGUGGUGAUGGUCGUCCUACAACAGACACUGAAACCCAAGGGGUCCAAGGGGAGCGACGAAGAAAAUUCAACUAUUAUUCACAAUUAUAUGUUAUUCCUGCAGUUGAUGCCGUUGAUGCUGGUAAAGGACAACUUGAAAUAUCUGUCAAUCAAGGACGUGUACCGAAUAAUGUACAAAUGCAAGGCGCAGGAAGAUGUCUUGUGACAUUCAUUCCACAACAUCCAGGCACAUAUGUGAUAGAUGUAACGUUCAACGGGGAACAAGUGCAUGGUUGCCCGAUCAAAGUUGAAAUUUUACCGAAGCAGGUUGGAGAAGUUGUACAUGCAAAUCUUACGCCCACAGCUGUUUCGACGGCAAUCUCAGCGGGUAGGUUUCCCUUGAAGUACUACACAGUAAUUGAUUCGUUUUGUUUUGAUCUCUGUACUACUAUGCUCAAUUACUUUGGAUUUUGA